Podarcis lilfordi (Lilford's wall lizard) is the source of this 318-nucleotide messenger RNA. The record is from the annotation of a GenBank genome assembly. NCBI's taxonomy places the organism in Eukaryota, Metazoa, Chordata, Lepidosauria, Squamata, Lacertidae.
AUGGGUUUAGUCUUGAGUAGGACUAGCACUGAAUACAGUCGCACCUUGGAUGUCGAACGCAAUCGGUUCCAGAAGUCCGUUCAAUUUCCAAAACGUUCGGAAACCAAAGUGCGGCUUCUUAUUGGCUCCUGCAGUCAGUCGGAAGCCAAAGAAGCCCCAUUGAACGUUCGACUUCCAAAAAUAGUUUGCAAACCGCAGCAAUCACUUCUGGGUUUGCGGCACUUGGGAGCCAAAACAUCUGCAUUCCAGGGCUUUCAGGAUCCAAGGUGUGACUGUACUGGUUUAAGAUUCAGCUGCCCCUCCUAUCAGCUCCUAUGA